Thlaspi arvense is the source of this 1143-nucleotide messenger RNA. NCBI's taxonomy places the organism in Eukaryota, Viridiplantae, Streptophyta, Magnoliopsida, Brassicales, Brassicaceae. The record is from the annotation of a GenBank genome assembly.
UAAUUGUAAAUAUUUUUGUCUUAACUGAAUUCUUUUGGUAUAACAUAUGGUUGAAAAAAGUAAAUUCUGGUUUAACGAAAAAGAAAACAUUUUAAUUAACUUUUUCAUCGAACUAAUAAUUACUUCCGAGUCCUCCUCACUCCUCAACAUUGUCGUGCACUCUUUCCUCUCCGAAGUCUGAACCCUAAAACAUCCCGCUUCCUGUUUUCUCCUUCGUUCAGAUUUUUGGCUGAUUUUUGAAUUAUGACGAGGGUUUAUAUCGGGAAUUUGGAUCCACGAGUCACCGAAAGGGAGCUCGAAGAUGAAUUCAGGAUCUUCGGUGUUCUUCGCAAUGUUUGGGUAGCUCGUAGGCCUCCAGGCUACGCUUUCCUCGAAUUCGACGACGAGAGGGAUGCUUUGGAUGCGAUCAGGGCACUGGAUGGGAAGAAUGGUUGGCGUGUGGAGCUAUCUCACAAGGAUAAAGGAGGCCGUGGAGGCGGUGGCCGUCACGGCGGUAUCGAGGACUCCAAGUGCUAUGAGUGCGGCGAGCCUGGACAUUUUGCUCGUGAGUGUCGCCGAGGUGGUCGAGGAGGCUAUGGGAGGCGUAGAAGCCCUAGCCCUCGCCGUCGUAGGAGUCCUGAAUAUGGGUAUGCACGCAGUGUACAAAGCAAAAUCUUUGGGUCUUUAAAUGUGUCCAAUCGUUCUUGCGGAGCCAUCUUUAAUGGUGACAAUGAGUAUCAGCCCUCGUGGAAGAAGAUCUCCUCCAAGGCGUCGCAGUGUAACUCCACCUCGUCGUGGCCGGAGCUACAGCAGAUCCCCACCGUAUCGUGGUUCACGACGAGAUUCUCCUCGCAGCAGAGACUCACCCUAUGGCCGACGUUCACCAUAUGCCAAUGGGGUGUGAAACUGGACCGUGAAGAAAAACAAUGCUUGAUGUGGCGUGCUUUAGGAUAUAUCAUUAGUUCUUCCAUUAUCACAAAGCAGCUCCAAAAUUGGCUUGGUUGGUUGCUCUUCAUUGACGUUGACUUGGUCCACAAGUCUGGUGUACUAAGACAUAUGAUUUUAGACCCGGCUAAACUUCAUUUUCAUGUAAAACUCGAUGCAAGUGAAACUUUGAGCAUAUUGACUUAAACCCAAAGUAAAAAAGGAUCACAUGAAUGGAUG